Messenger RNA from Gigantopelta aegis, 6645 nucleotides. Its product is annotated as mediator of RNA polymerase II transcription subunit 24-like. Gene Ontology annotation, molecular function: transcription coregulator activity. The record is from RefSeq and is a predicted model, not a curated record. The coding region runs from base 278 to 3253 and encodes 991 amino acids. Lineage: Eukaryota; Metazoa; Mollusca; Gastropoda; Neomphalida; Peltospiridae. Gene Ontology annotation, cellular component: mediator complex. The transcript has 23 exons.
GGGUUUACUGUGUUAGGUAUUAGGAUGUAUCAUAAUAAUGUAAUAUAAAUUUUAAGGUGUCUAUAUUUUUAAAAAAGCAUUUUAAAAUCCCGCCUUUAACGCCAUCAUUAUUAUGCGCGCCUGAUAAAAUGGCAGCUUCCUUUGCCGGGCCUGACAGCCGUUUUGUGUACAUUUCCGAUUUCAUUUUCGUUUGUUUGCAGACACCAGCAUCAGAUUGUAUAUACAAAGGUUGAAAAAAACUGAAAUUCUUUUCUCACUGGACUGAAGAUUGAACACAAUGGAAGUAGGUCACAAAGAGGUGAGCAGUCUGACCAACCAGGUCAAGCUGACCCUGAUGAGGGCGUGGCGUGAGAGGUGGUCGGAGGUCAAAUGGGGAGUUCAUCUGAAACGUAUCGUCGCAGGACAUACUGGAGAAACAUGCGAUUUGUCAGAGAUUUUACUACAGCAAGCAUUGGUUGGAAGCAGUCCAAACACACUGGUUCUGUCCUAUCUAAAACAUGCCGUGCUUUCACAGGUGAUACCCUACAGCUCAGUGUUCAAACACAUCUCCAAGUUUGAGCAACUCACUCGACCCUACUGUGUGCUGGCUCUUGUUGAUCUGGCUGAAGUGUUCGCAACAAAAAUAAGUUUUACAUACAGCCCAGACAGUGCUCUCCAGCUAAGCAAAUCUCUGCUGUUACUGCUGCACUGGUUGCUAUUGACAACCCUGCGGUGUCUGCAGAAGGUGCAGGAAGGCAAACAGAGCCAGGAGUACUUGGCGAUCAUUGAAAACUCGAGUACCGCGGUUUUAAGAAUGCUGGAACAGCAGACUGUGUGCGCCUUGUUACAGAUCUCACGCUCUGAAGUCGUUGAUGUGUACCGUGAGUUUGAGCAGACUGAACUGAACGUGCGCGGUACACUGAGUCAGCUGCCACAGAAUUCUCUACCAGGCUCGGUACGCGAGAAAGUGUCGCUCACUCUCACCAGUUUGUCUCAAUUACAAGAAUCUCAGUUGUCGAACACUCCGAUACUACAAGUUCCUCACCUUCCCAUUUGUCCAACUAUCAAUGGGCUUGUGGCACUGGAGGUAGUGCUGAAUCCAACCAAUGAAAUGCAGCCAUUUGUCGACCAAGUCUUGGUCAUCACUAGACUACUGAAACUGAGUUGGCCUCAGCUGUACCAGGAAAUGUUCCGUGCGUGUUUCAUGGGUUUGGUCGACUCGACAGACUCUCAAGAGGAACUCAAGUGGGCAGCAUUCACCUUUCUUAAGAUGCCUCACAUCCUGACUAAGAUGCAGCAGCUGAGUAUCGGUGCGGACUUCCGUGUCGAGCUGGAGCGAGGAUUCGAUCUCUUCCUCAACUACAUCCACCUCCUCGACCUGACAGACAUCAAACAGAAGUAUGACUGUGUUGGCGAGUUACUCAAACAGUGCGUGCGGUUUGAGCUGCUGGCUGAGACUCAAAAAGAUCACUUGCUUCAAAGACGAAACGCGGAGAAAGAGAACCCGCGUCUGCCCGAGACGAGUUCAAGCAGCAGCACAACGUCGCUGAUAAUGCGAGCUGAAAUGACGGUAACGUCAAUACUGAAGGUAGAGACACUCGAUGCAGACUAUCAGAAGAACCAGGAUCCACUGGUUGGAAUUCUAAACCACAUGCUGUCGGGUCGCAGUUUCGAAAUCAUCCUCGCGGCAGGAGCAUCCAUGGGCGAGCUGCAGAACUUCGCUCUGAAGUUGAUAAAAAUUAACGAGUUUGCUCGACAGGCUUGCGGUGAGGGUGGGAAGGCCGCCCAGAUCCGAGCCCAGCUCUUCGAUGUGACUUUCCUGAUGCUAUGUCACAUCAUACAGCUGUAUGGGAUUGAGAUUGUGUCGUCGUUGAAGGAGACGACCGACUCGUUCAUCGUGCAGUGGGCCCACCGCUGGCUGCCGGAGGACGGCAAGUACAAGAACAUUGAGAACUGUCUGCCCAACGACCCCACGAAGGUAGACAGUCUGCUGAACCAGUUCUCGUCGGGAGGCGAACUCAGAACCAAUUUGACACGAUGGCAUGAUGUUUGUCUCAACACACCGUUUGCAAUUCAAGAAGUUCUGUUUGCCUGGGAACAUGAAGCCAUUAACAUUGACAAUGUUAAAAUGUUCCUGGACAACGUGAAGAGUCUGAUGUGCUGUCUGUCCGUGGUGGUGUGUGUGUGGCUGUGUAGUUACAUGAACACCGUCGUCGAGAAGGCACGGGUCAAACCGCUCGCCAUGUUGGAACACCUGACCAGCAAGUUCAAGUCGGACCCCACGGUGCAGGCAGACAGUCGCACCCACUUGAUGACGAUUGUGAUAGAUCGGAUAAUCAACGACAUCCUGCCGGUGAACAACCCGCAGCAUUCCACAGUGAACGUGUACAUCCCGGCGAAGUCGCUGCCGAGCCAAGUCCUCGAGAAGACUCUGACGCAGAUCUUCAACAAGGGCUGGAUCGACCUGCACUCGCUACACACCGUCGAGCAGCUGCUCAGUCUGUGUGGAUCAGACUGGUUCUGUGAGAGAGUCGUCGUGCAAAUGCUCCAGACGAACGACAACGAGUCGCUGUGUCAGGCGCUGAGCCUGGUGUUCGCGAUGUUCCACAUGGACCUGGAGCACCUUACCCAGGCGCUGCUCCUGCACACUGUCCCCCGCAUCCUCCACGCCCGGUCCAGGCAGUACAUGCUGACCAACCCCCGCGGCUACACGCUCGCCAAGCUGUGUGUCCUGUGUAUCACGGCCGCACAGGUCGCAAAGACUGGACACAAAGAACCAUUCAUCCGAAGAGGUCGGAAAAGGUCCAGAAAGGAGGUGGAACUGGAGGAGCAAGAUGAAGCAGAUCUCCGGCCGACCAAAGUGCGGAAAGUCAACGAACCACAACUCACACUUCACUCAGAGGGAUACAACUUUGAGGACAUUGCUGUGAAGGAGGAUGGGGAAGCCUCGCCAUCACUUGACACGAAGGAGCCUGUCAACAAAGCACUCGCGAAUCUCUUCCAUCUGAUGAACGCCAUCAUCCAUCAUCGCAGUCUGACGCCACGAACUGGCUUUGUUAUUUCAUUCGUCGAAGAAGCCGUCAAAUGUGGAGUCCAGUAUUCUCGACACAUUCUCCAGUUCAUGCCACAUGAUAUGUUACUACAGAUACAGAAGACAAUGCCUGGAGUAUAUAGCAAUGCUCAGAUUCUGCAGAUCUGUGACGUCACCACGCUCUCUGGACGCAACAUCGCAGCCAAGGCUGUGUGCCACAAUUCUAAGGCUGCAAAACGAUGAGCGAUCCACACAAGAACCUAGUCAUGUACACUUCUUUGACAGACAGCCGAUCAUCCAGACAGUGUGUGGUGUUGUGAGAUGUGCAAGAUAUCCAGACAAUCGUGGCAUUCAGAUAUGAUGAACCUGGCUUUUGGAUAAAAGUUUCUAGUUCAAUCAACUGGUAGUAAGGUGCAAGAAAACCGUGCUAGAAAAAAUGUUUAGCACAGGUUCUUAGCUGGUAAUAUGCUAGUUUUGUUAAUUGGUCUCUUUGUUUUAAAGGUAGACGACCAUUGCUACCCAUUGAUUACAUCAUUCUGUAAGCAAGGAAGUAAAUGACGUCACGUAAUAUGUAACACUGCACACAUUCCUUGGUGUGAUAUAUAUCAGCUGAGAGGAGUGAUGUCAUGGUACAAGUAUAAAAUGGAAUUAAUUUUUUCAAAGUUAUACUAAAAUUAUAAGACUUGGAACUAGAAAAUAUUAUUUUGUAAUUUUUCAGACAAGUCGAGAGUUUCUAGAGUCUCAUGUCAGAAGAACCAUCUACAAAAUAACCUGUGCUAGAAACUAUUAAUUCAUGCAGACAAAUGUAUGGUGUCCCAUGGUCCUUUAACAGAUGGAUGAGCAUCCAGAGAUGUACUUUAACAGAUGGAUGAGCAUCCAGAGAUGUCCUUUAACAGAUGGAUGAGCAUCCAGACAUAUCUAUUCUUGUUAGAUAUACACAGCAACAGAAUGAAUGUUAUCAGUUUACACUUACGCAGAUUGCUUCAUGCACGUCUUUGAAGCACUGAUCUCCAUAUAUAGAACUACUGAGGGAAAAAGAACAUUUAUUGCAACAGAAAGUUAAACUAAACUUAGGCAGACAUGAGUGGAAUAUUGCUCAGGUGUUCCACAUUCCAUGUGGUUCGUGGUCUGCUUGUUCACACCUGCUUGUAUAAUAAGUAAUUUUUAUUUUCAUGUGUAAUAAAAGCUGGUAUCUGUUACAAUUUUCAUGUUUUUAAAAAAAAUGGUUUAUGCUGUCAACACUGUAAUAGAUCAUCUUUACAGUCUAGGAGCCAAUUUCACAAAACAUUUUAGUGUACAUGUUUGGUUAGCUGUUUAACAUCUGUAGUAUGUUGAUAUAUUUUGGUAUUUUGGAAUCUAAAAUAUUACGCCAUUACAAAAGACAGAUUAUGGUAUAGACAAAAGAAAGUAAUUUAUAUGUAAAUUUGUAUUAUUUGUACUUGAGAUUAUUUUCCAUUCAAAGAUUUGUUUACACCUGCAAAACUGGAUUUACUCAGGAACCUAAUUCACUAAACUCACGCAACUUUGCGUCUUACAGUCCAAUGGCAGUGUGUUGCAAGAUAUGCAGGGACAAUGCGGUGUUGUUUAAGAGAGAUUUUGUGUCCUAACCAGGACCAUACAACUGGUAUUUACUGUCCUGCCUAUGGGAAGAGUUCUUGCUGCUUUAUGGGUAGGAUUUGUCUCAGUUCAGGUGUCAUUAAACACAUUCCUAUCACCAACAAGCAACCUUCAACCUAUCCUGGAAAAAAAUAAUUCACUACAGAGAAUGUGUCCAUGGAAGCUUGUUUGAACCUUUUCUGUAUACAUGACUACAUGAUAUAUUGACACUAUUGUUCUUACAUAGCCAAGCAUAUAAAUAUUAGCCUAAUGUGCAGCAAUUAAACCAGAAAAACAAUGUUCACCUUUCUACAUCAAAACCCCCCAGCCCUUAUUAGACAACUACUACCUAAAAUAUUACUUUUCAAAAAGGGAAGCAACUCUUGUGAAACUUGGGGUAUACGGGUAACAAAUUCGAUGAUGAAUCAACCACUUGAGCUGAUCACCUUUUUGACAUUGCAUAAUGUAAUAGUUGCACCAAAAAUGUCCCAUAACCAUCAUGUCAGUGCUCCUGAUAUCUAACGACGACACAGACUGCUAUUGCCAUCAGUCAUCAAGAUCUAAAUUGCCGUAGGAUGGGAGCAUCACAGAUGGCACUUUGCUGUCGCUGGUUAAAAUUUUCUGCCAUCUGUAAAGCUCCUCAACGCUGACAAACUGAAUAUACCUUCUGUAUCUGUCAAUAUUUAUCAUUUGUGCUUUUAAAAUAGGUCUACAUAAUCUGAAUUUGAAAAAACUUUGCCUACUGCUGACUCGAAAUUGCAUCGAUGGGCCAUUUCACCCAUGGCAAUGUUUUUGAAAUAUUGCUGUAGGCAACAAAUUCUUACGUUAAGAGCCCUACAUCCAGUGUAAAGCCAUCUGACAAGAAAAACACUCUUUACUGAUGGAAUCAUUUAUUGUGCAGAAUAAGCUAUGAACAAAGUGCACAUUUUACUACUUACAUUUCAUAUACACCAAGCCACAAUUGAGAGUGAAUUUCUAUUAGAAGCGUUUAGCACACAUGAUUUCAUUGAUUAGACUAUGUUGAAACUACAACAGUUAUAUGGUAUAUUAAAAAUGGUUGACUAGUCAUUAAAACCUGCGUACUUAGGGAUGGACAUUUUAAUGUUCACUACACAUUGUUAAAGCAAAAGCUUCUUUGUUAAGUCAAAUACUAUUUAAUCAAGCCAGAAAAGAAAAAUUCAUUUAUUUAAGGCUGCAAUGAAAAAGUUCAACUGACAGCUAAAAAUUAUAGAAAUAUAAAACAGUCUAUGUUACAAACUGGAAAAUGUUUGUGCACUAGCGUUAAGCAUUUUUAAAUACAAUAGUAAGAUACCACAACCAGACUGAGCCAUAACUGGCCACACUACAUGCAUAUAAAAGUAUCUUUUCCUUCAACACUAUAUACAAUGGCAAGGAAACAAACACAAGUCUACACAAAAUAAAUUAAAUUACACUGUUCAUACAUGUGAAAUACAAUUGAUGGAAAUAGUGAAAUAAUUAAAUACCAUAUGAUUGAUAAAUACAGGAUAAUGAAAGACUUGUUAAAAUCCCAGUCAACAUUGGUCAUGGAAGCUGUCUGCUAACUUGCUUGCUAAGAUGAAAUCUCGAAAAUACUGAACAAAACUCACCUUUUGUAGUAACUUUUUGAAAGAUUAUAGCUUCAGUUCCUUUUUUAAGGAUGACAAAAAGAAAGAAAAAAAGUCGCUGGAGACCGAGUCCAAUUUUGUUAACGGAAACAUGUUUAUAUACUACUGUCUGCUGCACUAGCUCAGUCCAGUACACUGUUUUACUGAGUUGGCUGAAAUUUCAAGAAAACAUAAAGACAAUGACAUCUCAAUUAUUAGCUCUUUAUGAAUAUGUCCACACAGACCCUACGUUGAACAAGGAUCUCUCAAACAUUAAGGGUUGUUCUAAAAUUUAUCACAUGGAAGGGGAGAGAGGUAUGCACAAUUAUUUUAUUAAAGUCCUAGAUCAAUAAAACUUGGUUUAGAGUUGCAGCUAUAAAUGUGCAUGAUUGUGCAUUUAAAAAAAAAAAAUUACAUUAAAAUUGUUUUUAUUAA